This is a messenger RNA of Eutrema salsugineum, 1922 nucleotides long. RefSeq names its product probable inactive receptor kinase At5g53320. Gene Ontology annotation, biological process: protein phosphorylation. The record is from RefSeq and is a predicted model, not a curated record. Gene Ontology annotation, molecular function: protein binding; protein kinase activity; ATP binding. The transcript has 2 exons. The coding region runs from base 1 to 1818 and encodes 605 amino acids. NCBI's taxonomy places the organism in Eukaryota, Viridiplantae, Streptophyta, Magnoliopsida, Brassicales, Brassicaceae.
AUGAAGAGCCUUAUUGUAAUCAAAUGGGUUUUAAUACUACUCAUCGGAGUAAUCUUCAACAUCUGUUGCAUAGAAGCAGAUACAAUCAAAGAAGAUAAACACACUCUUCUUCAGUUCGUUAGCAACAUCAAUCACUCUCAUUCACUCAAUUGGUCACCAAAUCUUUCUAUAUGUACUCAAUGGACCGGUGUUACCUGCAACUCCGAUCACUCCAACGUCGUCGCUCUCCAUUUAGCAGCCACUGGUCUCCAUGGGGAUAUCGAGCUAAGCAUGAUAGCCAGGUUAACUAAUCUUCAGUUUCUCAUUCUCAGCUCUAACAACAUCUCUGGACAUUUUCCUCCAAAUUUCAUAGCUUUGAAGAACUUGACCGAGCUGAAACUCGACUUCAACGAGUUUUCUGGUCCUUUGCCUUCUGAGUUCUCUUCUUGGGUUCAUCUACGAGUUCUUGAUCUUUCUAACAAUUGGUUUGAUGGUAUAAUUCCAUCUUCGAUUGAGAAGCUGGCCCGUUUAAACUCACUGAAUCUUGCGUAUAACAAGUUUUCUGGUGAGAUUCCGAAUCUGCAUAUUCCGGGUCUGAAGCUGCUCGACUUAACUCACAACAAUCUGACAGGAACAGUACCACAGUCAUUGCAGAGAUUUCCACUUUCAGCAUUUGUCGGAAACAAUGUUUCCUCAAGAAAGCUGGUUCCUGUUCAUUCAUCAAUAAGGAAACACCACAACCAUGCAGUUCUUGGCAUAGCAUUAAGCGCAUGUUUUGCGCUACUAGCUUUGCUCGCUAUCUUACUGGUGAUCAUCCAUAACAGAGAAGAGCAAAGAAGAUCAACGAAGGACAAACCUAGCAAGAGGAGGAAAGAUUCAGAUCCAAACGUGGGUGAAGGAGAUAACAAGAUUGUGUUUUUCGAAGGGAAGAAUCUUGUCUUCGACUUGGAGGACUUGUUGAGAGCUUCUGCAGAAGUUUUAGGGAAAGGACCGUUCGGGACAACCUACAAGGUUGAUCUCGAGGACUCGGGGACGAUCGUCGUGAAAAGGAUCAAGGAAGUGUGUGUGCCUAAGCGAGAAUUCGAGCAGCAAAUCGAACACCUUGGCAACAUCAAGCAUGAGAAUGUUGCCACUUUAAAAGGAUACUUCUACUCUAAGGACGAGAAGCUUGUGGUUUAUGAUUACCACGAACAUGGAAGUCUUUCAACAUUACUACACGGUCAGAGAUGUCUAACGAAUCGGAAGCCUCUAGAUUGGGAAACUAGACUGAAUAUGGUGUAUGGAACAGCAAAAGGAGUAGCUCAUAUCCAUUCACCAAGCGGAGGCAAACUAGUCCACGGGAACAUAAAAUCCACAAAUGUUUUCCUCAACGCGAAAGGAUAUGGUUGCAUCUCUGGAGCAGGAAUGGCCACACUGAUGCAUUCGCUCCCUCGACAUGCAUUUGGUUACCGUGCACCAGAGAUAACAGACACAAGAAAGGCGACUCAAGCGUCGGACGUGUAUAGUUUCGGGGUUUUGAUAUUCGAGGUACUUACAGGAAAAUCAGAGGUGGCUAACCUGGUGAGGUGGGUGAACUCGGUGGUUAGAGAGGAAUGGACCGGAGAGGUGUUUGAUGAAGAGCUUUUGAGGUGUACCCAAGUGGAGGAAGAGAUGGUAGAGAUGCUUCAGGUUGGUAUGGUUUGCACGGCGAGAUUGCCGGAAAAGAGACCAAGCAUGAUUGAUGUAGUGAGAAUGGUGGAAGAGAUAAGACCGGAGAAGCUAGCCAGCGGAUCCAGGUCAGAGGUUUCCACAGGCUCAACACCAAUUGGAAGUCUAUCAGGAUCGCCGUAUAUACUUUGAGAAAGAUUAUUCAUCUUUCCUUUUAUGUAUUUUGACCAUUCAGAAAAAGGGUUAUAAUAUUUCAGUUCAGUCUAUAAAAAGGCAUAACCAAAAAAAAGGUUUAG